Pongo pygmaeus (Bornean orangutan) is the source of this 3371-nucleotide messenger RNA. RefSeq names its product RAR related orphan receptor C (gene RORC). Lineage: Eukaryota; Metazoa; Chordata; Mammalia; Primates; Hominidae. Gene Ontology annotation, cellular component: nucleus. The record is from RefSeq and is a predicted model, not a curated record. The transcript has 12 exons. The coding region runs from base 70 to 1788 and encodes 572 amino acids. Gene Ontology annotation, biological process: regulation of transcription by RNA polymerase II. Gene Ontology annotation, molecular function: RNA polymerase II cis-regulatory region sequence-specific DNA binding; nuclear receptor activity; oxysterol binding.
CAGGACGGCACCAGGGGAGCUGCCCCAUGGACAGGGCCCCACAGAGACAGCACCAAGCCUCACGGGAGAAUGUGGGGCACUGGGCCGUCAGCAGGGAAGGACAGAAUGUCAGGCCGUCCUUGGCCCCACCCAUGGUCCAAGUCAGGAACCCCCUCAGAGCAGGAUCGCAGGGCUACAGGCUUGGUCAGCUGUGAGCACGGAGGAGGAAAGUUUGAGGGCCACAGCCACCAAGCUCCAGGGCCAACUGGUGGAGGAAGAAUUGGCUGCCUGGAGCUGCUGGCUGCAAAGAAGACCCACACCUCACAAAUUGAAGUGAUCCCUUGCAAAAUCUGUGGGGACAAGUCGUCUGGGAUCCACUACGGGGUUAUCACCUGUGAGGGGUGCAAGGGCUUCUUCCGCCGGAGCCAGCGCUGUAACGCGGCCUACUCCUGCACCCGUCAGCAGAACUGCCCCAUCGACCGCACCAGCCGAAACCGAUGCCAGCACUGCCGUCUGCAGAAAUGCCUGGCGCUGGGCAUGUCCCGAGAUGCUGUCAAGUUCGGCCGCAUGUCCAAGAAGCAGAGGGACAGCCUGCAUGCAGAAGUGCAGAAACAGCUGCAGCAGCGGCAACAGCAGCAACAGGAACCAGUGGUCAAGACCCCUCCAGCAGGGGCCCAAGGAGCAGAUACCCUCACCUACACCUUGGGGCUCCCAGACGGGCAGCUGCCCCUGGGCUCCUCGCCUGACCUGCCUGAGGCUUCUGCCUGUCCCCCUGGCCUCCUGAAAGCCUCAGGCUCUGGGCCCUCAUAUUCCAACAACUUGGCCAAGGCAGGGCUCAAUGGGGCCUCAUGCCACCUUGAAUACAGCCCUGAGCGGGGCAAGGCUGAGGGCAGAGAGAGCUUCUAUAGCACAGGCAGCCAGCUGACCCCUGACCGAUGUGGACUUCGUUUUGAGGAACACAGGCAUCCUGGGCUUGGGGAACUGGGACAGGGCCCAGACAGCUACGGCAGCCCCAGUUUCCGCAGCACACCGGAGGCACCCUAUGCCUCCCUGACAGAGAUAGAGCACCUGGUGCAGAGUGUCUGCAAGUCCUACAGGGAGACAUGCCAGCUGCGGCUGGAGGACCUGCUGCGGCAGCGCUCCAACAUCUUCUCCCGGGAGGAAGUGACUGGCUACCAGAGGAAGUCCAUGUGGGAGAUGUGGGAACGCUGUGCCCACCACCUCACCGAGGCCAUUCAGUACGUGGUGGAGUUCGCCAAGAGGCUCUCAGGCUUUAUGGAGCUCUGCCAGAAUGACCAGAUUGUGCUUCUCAAAGCAGGAGCAAUGGAAGUGGUGCUGGUUAGGAUGUGCCGGGCCUACAAUGCUGACAACCGCACGGUCUUUUUUGAAGGCAAAUACGGUGGCAUGGAGCUGUUCCGAGCCUUGGGCUGCAGCGAGCUCAUCAGCUCCAUCUUUGACUUCUCCCACUCCCUAAGUGCCUUGCACUUUUCCGAGGACGAGAUUGCCCUCUACACAGCCCUUGUUCUCAUCAAUGCCUACCGGCCAGGGCUCCAAGAGAAAAGGAAAGUAGAACAGCUGCAGUACAAUCUGGAGCUGGCCUUUCAUCAUCAUCUCUGCAAGACUCAUCGCCAAAGCAUCCUGGCAAAGCUGCCACCCAAGGGGAAGCUUCGGAGCCUGUGUAGCCAGCAUGUGGAAAGGCUGCAGAUCUUCCAGCACCUCCACCCCAUCGUGGUCCAAGCCACUUUCCCUCCACUCUACAAGGAGCUCUUCAGCACUGAAACCGAGUCACCUGUGGGGCUGUCCAAGUGACCUGGAAGAGGGACUCCUUGCCUCUCCCUAUGGCCUGCUGGCCCACCUCCCUGGACCCCAUUCCACCCUCUGCCUUUUCCUUUCCCAUGAACCCUGGAGGGUGGUCCCCACCAGCUCUUUGGAAGUGAGCAGAUGCUGCGGCUGGCUUUCUGUCAGCAGGCUGGCCUGGCAGUGGGACAAUCGCCAGAGGGUGGGGCUGGCAGAAUACCAUCUCCAGCCUCAGCUUUGACCUGUCUCAUUUCCCAUAUUCCUUCACACCCAGCUUCUGGAAGGUGUGGGGUGGCUGGGAUAUAAGGACUUCUGGGAGACCAAGACAUCCUCAAGAAAACAGGGGCAUCCAGGGCUCCCUGGAUGAAUAGAACACAAUUCAUUCAGAAGCUCAGAAGCUAAGAAUAAGCCUUUGAAAUACCUCAUUGCAUUUCCCUUUGGGCUUCGGCUUGGGGAGAUGGAUCAAGCUCAGAGACUGGCAGUGAGAGCCCAGAAGGACCUGUAUAAAAUGAAUCUGGAGCUUUACAUUUUCUGCCUCUGCCUUCCUCCCAGCUCAGCAAGGAAGUAUUUGGGCACUCUACCCUUUACCUGGGGUCUAACCAAAAAUGGAUGGGAUGAGGAUGAGAGGCUGGAGAUAAUUGUUUUAUGGGAUUUGGGUGUGGGACUAGGGUACAAUGAAGGCCAACAGCAUCUCAGACAUAGAGUUAAAACUCAAACUUCUUAUGUGCACUUUAAAAAUAGACUUUAGGAGCUGGCACAAAUCUGAUCAGAGACACAUAUCCAUACACAGGUGAAACACAUACAGACUCAACAGCAAUCAUGCAGUUCCAGAGACACAUGAACCUGACACAAUCUCUCUUAUCCUUGAGGCCACAGCUUGGAGGAGCCUAGAGGCCUCAGGGGAAAGUCCCAAUCCUGAGGGACCCUCCCAAACAUUUCAUGGUGCUCCGGUCCACUGAUCUUGGGCCUGGGGUGAUCCAAACACCACCGCAGCUCCAGCUGUCUUCUACCACUAGAAGCCCCAAGAGAAGCAGAGGUCGCUGGCACUGGUCAGUCAGAAGGCAAGAUCAGACCCUGGAGGACUUUCCUGGCCUGCCUGCCAGCCCUGCUCUUAUUGUGGAGAAGGAAGCAGAUGUGAUCACAUCACCCCGUCAUUGGGCACCGCUGACUCCAGCGUGGAGGACACCAGGGAGCAGGGCCUGGGCCUGUUUCCCCAGCUGUGAUCUUGCCCAGAACCUCUCUUGGCUUCAUAAACAGCUGUGAACCCUCCCCUGAGGGAUUAACAGCAAUGAUGGGCAGUCGUGGGGUUGGGGGGUUGGGGGUGGGAUUGUGUCCUCUAAGGGGACGGGUUCAUCUGAGUAAACAUAAACCCCAACUUGUGCCAUUCUUUAUAAAAUGAUUUUAAAGGCAAGAGGUGUGUGUGUCAGAGGGUAGGGGAGAUCCUUAAAUUAGAUUACCUGCAUGCCUGCUCUCCAGUCUCAUUCCUGGGUCAAGACUCAGGUUUCCAGCUCAGCAAUCCAUCAGCAUUAUACAGAUCUAACCCACCCUCACCCUGCCCCUGCAGUUUCUCCCCAGGUGGAGCAGUCCCUCAGUGA